Messenger RNA from Ambispora gerdemannii, 1743 nucleotides. The record is from the annotation of a GenBank genome assembly. NCBI's taxonomy places the organism in Eukaryota, Fungi, Glomeromycota, Glomeromycetes, Archaeosporales, Ambisporaceae.
AUGAGCAAUUUAUUCUGGCCAGAAUCACGUGUAUUAGCUGCUGCCUUACCAUCUUUAGAAAAAAUUGCUGAUCUUAUAAAUAAAAAUAUGGACUCGAGAAACGAAACCACGAAAUUCGAACCUCUUUUAACCACCACCUCAUUAAUGACAGAACUAGAACAAACCUCUUUACUUGAAGAAAGUGAAACCUAUCGAUCUUCAAUAUCUGGUUCAAGUGGCCAAGAAAUACUACUGAAUUUACUAUCUAACUCUUUAGACACAACAUCUCACCGUGAAAUUAUUGACAAUGAGUGGUCAAAGGAUUACUUGAACCGGCUGGCAUCUCUCUCGCUCGAAUCGCUAAAACACGAACCAUCAUUGAUAAAAGAAGAAGAAUCAAAAAUUCAAUCAGAGCUGGCGGAACUUUCAUUUCGUGAAUACAAGUCAUUUAUUCAGACAAGUGAAUGUAAAUCAAAUAUCCAGAAUUCUCUUGAAAAUUGCAAAACACAUGUAUCAAAGUUAUCCAGUACGAUCCUGAUUUUCGAAGAGAAUUGUGUGUCUUUUAUCGCAGAAACAGAAAAGAUCACAAAACAGCGAACAAAAAUAAACACAAUAAUAGAACAGCAUGGAAAUCUUCUGGAUAUUCUGGAAAUACCGCAACUGAUGGACAUUUGUGUACGAAAAGAACUCUAUUCUGAAGCGAUAGAUUUGUCGGCACAUGUAACGCGUCUAGCAGCACGAUAUCCGAAAAUCCUGAUAAUACAGAGAAUUGAGAAUGAUGUUAAAGACACAAUGCAAUUGAUGUUGUCAAGGCUGAUUGCACUAUUAAGCGAGCCAAUAAAAUUACCCAGUUGUUUGAAAGUUAUUGGGUAUUUACGAAGAAUGGAGGUGUUUGACGAGGCGGAAUUGAGACUUGUAUUCUUGUCAACUUUAAGUGCUAAUGCAGUACUUUCUGAUUACACUGCUCACAUUCUUGGACAUUUGACCGGCACUUUAGCAGAGUUUAUACCUUUGAUUUCGGAUACUUCUUCUCUUUCCUCAAUACUAACUCAGUUGAUGUAUUGUGGGAUGUCGCUUGGACGAGUUGGUGUGGAUUUUCGACAUUUGGUGACUGAAUACUUUGAAGUAGCAGUGUUAAGAAUAAUCAGAACAAUGAUCUCGGAAGCAACAAAAAAUUUCAUAGAUCAAUUUGAAGAUGCUAUGAGAAAAGGAGAUUAUGCAAGCUCAUGGAUGAUUGAUGAAAAUAAAACAUCUUUGCCAAGUUACAUGGAUUCAAUUCCUUUGCGUACAGUGACCUCAUUUACCACAUCGUCGGCACCCUCUCCUGCCUCCUCUUUUACCCCAUUAGUUAUCCUAAUGGACUAUCCGCCGAUAGGACAUUUAACUAAUGGAUACCUUAGUGCGUUCAAUUCACUUCGCUUACUGGCCCCCGUAUCAUUAUAUCAUUCACUUGGCUCUCACCUUUCCACCAGUCUUGUGUCAAUAGCAGAUACAUUACGUCGAUACGGUGAUAAGCUUAUUGAAGAUCAACAUAACACCGUGAUUAUGCAAGUUUUUUGUGCCACCUUUGCAAAGAUUUUCGUGCCAUAUAUUACAAGAUGCUAUGUGGAUGGGGUGUACGGUGGUUUGAUGAUGCAAGUAAACGGAGAUGAUAAUGAGAGCUUAGUCGAAGAUUCUAACGGGAUGAAUGCUUUCUCUAUCGUUGAUCAGGCUGAAAUUUUGGAUACUCUUAAAGACUUUUUGUCUAUUGAGCAAAAGCGAUGA